CUCCCACAAAGGAAAGCAAAGCGCGCGACCGACAGGACUGUCAUCACCAACCGGCAUCGUGGUCUUUUCUCAAGCCAAGUGUUGUUUUAUUGACACCCCCACUAACUUUAUCCUUCGUAUCUGGUGAUGGUCCUGUCAGAGCUUUGAAUUCAGCUACUUUUAUUCCCCGAAACCGGUCAUAUGUACAUAGCAGAAUACAUUGAAGAAGAUGAGGAACCACCUUUGCUGCUCAGCUCUUGUCCUUGUCACGGUGUUUGGCUGUGGUUGGACUGCAGGUCAGUGUCGGUGGGGAGAAGGGUGUGUGUGUCUGCAAUGUCCCGUUGGACAUGAGCCUUCCAAACCUUGUGGGCAGAUCCAGAGUCAGACAGAGGAAGUCCGGUGUCGUUCAUGUCGCACAGGAACCUUCUCGGAAUCAUUAGACUCUGAACUGUGUCGUCCGCAUACCCCGUGCAAACUCCACGGCCAAAAACUCGUAACCUCUGGCACCGCCAACUCUGAUGCCGUGUGUGGAGACUGUCUGCCUGGGUUUCAAUCCAAAACUGUUGUAGGAAAUGCUUCAAUCAAAAGCUUCUGUGUAAAAACGUCUUUGCACGUCAGAAGGGUGCGCACGGUGGGAAAAGGCACUUCCACUGGUGGCGGAGGGCCCGUCAAUGACACAGUUGUUCGCAGCGCCGAAGAGAAGACGGCCGAGUACGCUGUGUUUGCUCUGGUGCCAAUCUUUUGUGUGAUGGGGCUGCUCGGGAUCCUCAUCUGUAACAUCUUGAAGAAGAAAGGAUUCCGCUGCAAUGCUGAGAAGGAGGGGGGGGAUGCAGAGGCUGCUACUCAUCAGAAAGAAGGUAACAGUUAUCCCUACAUAUCUGAUGACUUGAAUGAUGACACAAUUAGUGUUCUUGUCCGCCUGAUCACUGAGAAAAAAGAAAAUGCUGCUGCUUUAGAAGAACUGCUGCAGGAGUACGAGAGCAAACAGAUGGCGCUGAGCAACGGCUCAUUAAUUAAGCUUCCCAUGCCGUCUCCCUUGUCCUCGUUCUGCACCCUCCCCAGACUGUGCCCCCACCAGUCGCACCUUCACACCAUCUCCGGUCUCUCCGGCUUGGGACUCAAGCACGGUUACCGUUGUUCUCGCUGUGCCCAAAGGAAAUGGCCCCCUGUGCUGAUGCCCCAUCUGGAACACUUGAAAGAUCCACCACAGUCUGUCGUUCUCCCUUCCCUUGAAACAUCCUCAGACCAGAGGAGGCCACCCGUCAUGUCUGGAACGUACGUCACCCCUCACUGUGCACAAGCUGCUGUGCCAAACACUGAACCAAAGACUGUGGACUUCAAUGAGGCGAAGGAAACGAGGGAAGGAGAGCUGAAAGUUCUAUCUGUCGGAAGAUUUCAAGUUGCUCACAUCCCUGAAUACAAGCCAGUCGUCGAGGAAACAAAGGCACCAUCCCAGGAGCAACGCAAAUCCCUUUUUGGCGGGAUUCCCUUCUCUUCGUCUUCCUUAGCCAGCCUCAUCAGGUACAACUUCAGUCUGCCCCCCACUGUGCUUUCAACUUGAAGAGACAUGUUUCCAAAUGUGCACGCACCAUACAUAUGUUAGAUGAAGUUGUACGUACUGUAUUCCAGGUGACGGUAGAUGGUGUAUGAUAAGUGGGAGUAAGACUACUACUGACAACAUUUUACCACUGGGGCCAAGUCCUGCUCCAGAGAACAGCAAAGAGCUUAUCCAAAAGGAAAACUCUGUAUGUGCGCUUAAGAUAAAAACCAGAGGUUUGUACGACAUCAUCGGAUCCGAAGCUGUUAUUACUCAGCACUUUAGGGGGCAGAUGUGUGGAAGAAUAAGCCCGGCUGUUUGAACUCCCAUAACAAAAGACACAUGCUUAAGUAAACACUCGGUUACGCAAUAGGUACCAAGUCAUUCUUCCCAGUGUAAAGGGAGGGCAAACUGGACUCCUGCUGUAUGUGUGCAUUCAGGUGCGGUAAACAUGAAACCAGGUAGUGUUCAGCACGAUAAAUGAACAUAAAUGAGGUUUUCAUCAUCAUGAUCAUUUUUCAGGGUCAAACUACACUGUAAUAGCAGGUGGGGAUUGAAAGAAAAAUGUUCUAUUCAGUUUCAUUAUUAUAGCUCGAGUUGCUUCCUUGUUACCUGAGCUUUUAGAUAUUGGAUAUGUUGGAUAUAACAUAGUCCCAACUGAUGUAUUGACAAUACGCUCAUGAAUGAACUGCAUCGGACGCCAUCCCAGUGGCUUUUAUUAGGGGUUAAGACACAAAUAGACACAUCACAUGUCAAAUCUCAUAUUAAAAAAACACAACACAUAUAUACUGUUUAUGUAUAUAAUAUACAGAUCACUACAGAUAAAAUAAUUGCAUUAAUAUUGAACAUUUCAGAAACAUGUUUCUUAACCUGCACCAAAUUAUUUUUCUCUUUUCAUUCAUAACACAAUAUACUUGAAUAUACUUUUGUGUGACUUGGAAUAUUGACAACUAAAAUGAAUGGUGAGCUGCAGUCCUUACUUCAAAUUCAAAUAAACAUACUUUAUAGUUCAUAUUUUUUUCCAGUGGUUGAAGAAUAUAGGCUUAGUGGUUUGAUUUCAGUGUACUAUUAACCUCUUUUUUUUUUUUCACAUGACAAUAUAUUUGAAGGAUAUGAUAUUUAUUGCUGAUAUUAACUUAAUGUGCUGCUCAAUGUAUUUUUAUCAGGCAUUCUUAACAGGUUUUCAAUCUGAAGUGUUGCUGGAUUUAAAAACAAAAUUCAUCUCAAUGUAAUUGUACAGUAUGUAUAAUUUUUACCGCUGAAAUAAA
Doryrhamphus excisus (bluestripe pipefish) is the source of this 2784-nucleotide messenger RNA. RefSeq names its product RELT TNF receptor (gene relt). The record is from RefSeq and is a predicted model, not a curated record. Gene Ontology annotation, biological process: apoptotic process. NCBI's taxonomy places the organism in Eukaryota, Metazoa, Chordata, Actinopteri, Syngnathiformes, Syngnathidae. Gene Ontology annotation, molecular function: protein binding.